Molecule: messenger RNA, 1950 nt
Organism: Solanum verrucosum
Lineage: Eukaryota; Viridiplantae; Streptophyta; Magnoliopsida; Solanales; Solanaceae
Product: inositol phosphorylceramide glucuronosyltransferase 1-like
Exons: 10
Coding region: 273-1874 (533 amino acids)
Molecular function (GO): glycosyltransferase activity
Source: RefSeq, a predicted model, not a curated record
UUUUGUUCCUUGUUCCAUGCAAUUUCCUUUUAUCCAUAUGAGCACGUUGAGAGACGGUUGACAACUCCUAUUUUCCAGAAAGACAGCCAAACCAAAAAGGGAGACGACAAACAAGACUCUGAACAUUGCCUUGCUGGAAAAAGGAGCAAUAAAAAAUCAAGAAUCCAUAUGAACUUUGAAGAAUUCAAAAACCCCAGUUGAAAAUAGAUCCCCUUUUUCAAUUUCCAUUUGAAAAAGAGAAAAAAAAAGGAUCUUUUUUUCAGUGUAGUGUGAUGAGAAUCAGUUUUUUACGAUUUGGGGUUUUAUUCUUAUUGUGUAAUUGUUUAAUUGGAGUUUAUUGUUCCAAAUCUGAUGAAGCAUAUGUGACCCUUUUGUAUGGCGAUGAGUUCUUGCUUGGGGUUCGAGUACUUGGCAAGUCCAUUAGGGAUACUGGAUCCGCCAAAGAUAUGGUAGUUUUGGUCUCUGAUGGGGUCUCUCAAUAUGCCAAACAACUACUCCAGGCAGAUGGUUGGAUUGUGGAGAAAAUUAGUUUACUGGCAAACCCAAAUCAAGUGAGACCGAAGAGGUUUUGGGGCGUCUACACAAAGCUAAAAAUAUUUAACAUGACCACUUACAAGAAAGUGGUGUAUCUUGACGCUGAUACUAUUGUUGUUAAAAGCAUUGAAGAUCUGUUUAAAUGUGGGAAGUUUUGUGCAAAUUUAAAACAUUCUGAGAGACUGAAUUCUGGAGUCAUGGUGGUUGAGCCAUCAGAAAAAGUUUUUAAUGAUAUGAUGAGCAAGGUGACCACUUUGCCUUCUUACACUGGAGGUGAUCAAGGUUUCCUCAACUCCUACUAUGUUGGGUUCGCUAAUGCUCAGGUUUAUGAGCCAAAUUUGCCGUCAGAUGUCUUAAAUUCCAGAAAGGUUCCAGAAAUGGAGAGACUUUCUACUCUUUACAAUGCAGAUGUUGGCCUCUACAUGCUUGCUAACAAGUGGAUGGUGGAUGAAAAAGAACUUCGAGUUAUUCAUUACACUCUUGGCCCGCUUAAACCGUGGGAUUGGUGGACGUCUUGGCUGUUAAAACCUGUUGAUGUCUGGCAGAAUGUUAGGGUACAGCUUCAAGAAUCUCUACCUGGAACUAGAGGCGGCAAAAAUUCCAGAGAUGAACUUCUUGUCAAAUUUCUUUAUUUGCUUCCAUUGCUUCUGAUAGCAUUUUGUUACUAUCGGUCGUUCUUACAGACACAAUCACUGUGGCAUCAUAUCAGACAAAUGUACUACAAGGUCAGAGGAGGUGUCCUAGCUUAUGCCUCUGUUCCUCCAUCUGCCAUCAGCUCCAACCAGCAGUCCCCAAAUGGUAUGCAGUUGAAGAUGCCUACUUAUCUGGGUGCGAUAUCUGUCUGUGUCUGUUUUGCUGCUGCUCUGGUGUCCCUUGGCCUUCCACUUUUAAUCAUUCCGCGCCAAGUAAUGCCAUGGACUGGUCUCCUUCUUAUGUACGAAUGGACAUUUACGCUUUUCUUCCUCUUGUUCGGAAGUUAUUUGCACAUAGUUUAUCAGUGGGGAAGGGUUGCGGCAAAUCAACCUGGACAAUUUCCGGCUCAUCCUGUAUCCUUGGAUUAUGAACCUGGAAAAGGUCAUCAGCGGCAGCAAUCAUGUUGUGACAAUGCAGCGUGGUACUAUGGGUUAGGGAUGGCAUUUCUUGCCAUUGCAGCCCCAGCAUUGCCUGGUGUUUUUGGAGUCACUUCUUUGUUUUUGAGGUUAGGUUUGAUGGUGGUUGGCGGCCUUAUUUUGACGUCCUUCAUGACAUAUGCUUCGGAGCAUCUAUCGAUUAGAUCAUUCGCGAGGGGCUAUGAAGAAAGGAACACACCAAAGAGUAGGAGUGUGUGUUUCUUAUGUUGAUGAUGUCAAUAAUUUUGGUUUUAGCUAACUACAGGCAAUCAUCUUCUUGAUCUCAUUUGUAACAUGCAGAAUAUGC